Molecule: messenger RNA, 543 nt
Organism: Rhizophagus irregularis DAOM 181602=DAOM 197198
Lineage: Eukaryota; Fungi; Glomeromycota; Glomeromycetes; Glomerales; Glomeraceae
Source: RefSeq, a predicted model, not a curated record
AUGACCUGUAAGGCAAGAAAAGUUAAUAAGUUAUUUGGAUAUGAAUAUGAUCCUGUAACUCUGAAAAAGAUUAAAGGUAUAGGGCGGCAUAUGGCUCAGCGGGUCACUUGCAGUGCUGAUAGUAUUUCAAGGUUCACUAAUCCCCAAAUCGAUUAUAUUAUAGAACAAGUCAAUUCGAAGACAAUCACUGAUCAGAGUAGUGUAGACGAAAUCUUCGAGACCGUAGCUACUACUUCAAUUCAUGACUCAGAUGAUAAUUUUAGUAACACCUCGGAUGAUACAGUUUAUUUUAAAGAAGGGACGAAUGAAUCGAUUGAAGAGGUCUCUAAAAAGUCUGAAGUAAAUGCAUCAACUAAGCCCACACCAGCUAAGGUAAAUACCCUUUGCUUCAACGCCUUCGGCCAGGACCAGAUAAUACGCACGAUGGCGACUCCAAUUCAUGUAAUGAUGACUCUUGAUCCCGAUAGUAAUUCUGGAGAUGAGAACGCGAUAGAGGAUAUUACUAUCGUGACGGAAGAUACGAAAGGAGAGGGUCCCCAAUGA